Messenger RNA from Pipistrellus kuhlii (Kuhl's pipistrelle), 3382 nucleotides. RefSeq names its product zinc finger protein 74 (gene ZNF74). The coding region runs from base 601 to 2568 and encodes 655 amino acids. The transcript is spliced from 5 exons. Gene Ontology annotation, molecular function: RNA polymerase II cis-regulatory region sequence-specific DNA binding; DNA-binding transcription factor activity, RNA polymerase II-specific. Lineage: Eukaryota; Metazoa; Chordata; Mammalia; Chiroptera; Vespertilionidae. Gene Ontology annotation, cellular component: nucleus. Gene Ontology annotation, biological process: regulation of transcription by RNA polymerase II; central nervous system development. The record is from RefSeq and is a predicted model, not a curated record.
GGCGCAUGGUUUAAUGCCCCAGAACUACAUUUCCCAGAAGGCCAUGCUACACACUCGCAGGGAGUCCGGACGUCAGGGCUAUCCUCUGGUGUCCCGAGGCCCUCUGGGAAAUGGAGUGCGCUGUCUCCGUGGUACAGCGGAUCCGGGGAACUGUAGUUCGCGUCCGGUCCGCGCAGGCGCACUCGCCCACGGCGGACGCCGGGCUGCUCCUUUGUGGUGGUCGUUGUCCUUUUGUGGGCGGCAGGUUGGCGCUCUCCCGUGUCCGUCCGUCUGCCGGUCUGACUGUCCAUCUGCCCCGGGGUCCGUCUGCCGGCCCGCUCCGCGCCCACUGUCUCCGGGUGGCCGAGCCCCAGGAGGAGCGAGGCGCGGCGAUGGGGAGUGAGCGCAGCCCGUGCUGCGGGGCCCCCGCUAAGCUGGCCAGGCCGCGACCUGUGUGACCGUGUGACCGUGCGGCCGGGAGUGCGUGCGCGGCCCCCCGAGGCCCCUUCCAGGCCGCUGUCCCUGAGCCCCCGGAGCAGGACCCGCUCCCCUGGGCCUGGCCUGGGGCCCAGGUGGCUGCAGAGCUGCCCACGCGUCCGGGGGACGCUACCAAGGGCCGCUAUGGAGACCCCUGCCCCGAAGCCCCCGGAGACAGCUCUGUCCUCGCGGGACCUUGCUCUUCUGAAAGAUAAUCCAGAGGAUAAAUGGGGUGAGGGUCCCCUGGAAACCAGCUCCGAGGAAUCGGUGACUUUCAAGGAUGUGGCCGUGGACUUCACCCAGGAGGAGUGGGGCCAGCUGGACUCGCCCCAGCGGGCCCUGUACCGGGACGUGAUGCUGGAGAACUACCAGAACCUUCUGGCCCUGGCAGGGCCUCCGGUCCGUAAGCCAGCCGUGAUCUGCCAUCUGGAACGAGGCGAGGAGCCGUGGCAGGUGCCCGGAGCCCUGGCGGGGGCUCGUCCAGAGCGGGAGCCCCGGCCGGAGGUGAAGGCGCCGUGUCAGCAGCAGGGUAUCCACGGGGCAGAGACGGCACCGGAGUCGGCGGUGGAGGGGCCGGUGAGGCCCUGUCUCCACGGCCGCGGCCCAGGUGCUGGCGGGGCCUGGGGGGGCCCGGGGGCUGCUCUGUCCGGAGGGGAGGCUGUGCUCCAGAGGAGCGCGCCCCCUGGCGGCGGGGAGGUCUCCGCGGAGGAGCGCCGGUGUGGACACGAGGCGUCUGCGGGGGCACUGCCCCUCCGGUGCCCUCUCCCCGCCCAGCAGAGCACGGGAACUCUCAGAACUCCUCACGGGCACCUCGAGAAGUGCCGGCCCCCUGAGGCUGCCCCCCGGCACCAGGGGCCGCCCCCCAGCCCGGGGAGAGGGGGCUGCGCGGCCAGCGAGCACGGGCCGCCCCCCGCCCGCAGGCCCCCUGGGCCCGGGGAGGGCCUCUUCGCGUGCGGCCAGUGCGGCAAGGCCUUCGGCCAGCGCUCCGCCCUCGCCCUGCACCAGCGCUGGCACGGCCGGGAGAAGGCCUACCGCUGCGGCGAGUGCGGCAAGGCCUUCACCUGGAGGACCAACCUGGCCGAGCACCAGCGCAUCCACACCGGCGAGAAGCCCUUCCUCUGCGGCGAGUGCGGCAAGGCCUUCAGCUGCCACUCGUCGCUGAACGUGCACCUGCGCACGCACACGGGCGAGCGGCCCUACCAGUGCCCGGGCUGCGACAAGGCCUUCAGCUGCAGCUCGCUGCUCAGCAUGCACCGCCGCGUGCACACGGGCGAGAAGCCCUACCGCUGCGGCGAGUGCGGCAAGGCCUUCAACCAGCGGACGCACCUCACCCGCCACCUCCGCAUCCACACGGGCGAGAAGCCCUACAAGUGCGGCGCCUGCGGCAGGGCCUUCGCCUGCCACUCGUCCCUGACGGUGCACGAGAGGACCCACAGCGGCGACAGGCCCUUCAAGUGCGGCGACUGCGCCAAGGCCUUCAACUGCCGCUCGCGCCUCGCGCUGCACCAGCGCGUCCACACGGGCGAGAAGCCCUUCAAGUGCGGCGACUGCGGCAAGGCCUUCAUCUGCCACUCGUACCUGGCGGUGCACCAGCGCGUGCACAGCGGCGAGAGGCCCUUCAAGUGCAACGAGUGCGGCAAGGCCUUCGGCUCCCACUCCUACCUCAUCGUGCACCGGCGCGUGCACACGGGCGAGAAGCCCUUCGACUGCAGCCGCUGCUGGAAGGCCUUCAGCUGCCAGUCGUCCCUCAUCGUGCACCAGCGCGUGCACACCGGGGAGAAGCCCUACAAGUGCGGCCAGUGCGGCCGGGCCUUCAGCCAGAACCACUGCCUCGUCAAGCACCAGAAGACGCACGCCGCGGACAGGCCGGAGUUCAAGUGCGCCGAGUGCGGCCAGGCGUUCGGCUGGAGCAGCCACCUGGCCGCGCACCAGCGGGCGCACCGCGCAGAGCAGCCCUUUGCCGGCCCGUUCGACCAGCGUCUGCUGGGCACCUACGGUGUGGGCGUGAGCGGCUCGGACCCCGUAAACCCGCUGGCCGUGGCCGAGCUGCUGCGUGUGGUGCAGCCCUCGGCCGGCAGGAGCCUCCCGCUGGGCAGCAAACCCGGAGAUUAGCACGGCUGGUUGUCGUCCGGCAGCUCCCCCGGGCGUUGAUGUCCCGGGGUCUCCGCUGAUGGGUGUCCACCUGGCCAGGGGUCCAUCUUUCCUGCAGAUAAAAGGUCUGUCAAUCAUGUCCUCCUGGCAUGACGUAGAGCAAGAAUUUCAUCUGUGAACUAUAAUAUUUAGAAUAAUAUGAAGACUUUUUUAAAACCAGAAUUAUGAACAGUUUUGCCUCCAAGCAAACCUUAUGGUAUUGGUGGCGAGAAUGAUCUCAGAGGCGGGAGUUUGGGGAAAAGCGGAUUUGCUGGACUCACCUCCUGAGGGGCUCCACCGCCAAGUCCGCUGCCUGAGGCCGCACCCCUGUCCCAGCUGCACAGUCACCAUCGGACGUGCGGCCUCACCCCGGCCGCCGAGCCGUGCUGGCAGCGGAGCACAGGCGGUGCCGCUGUGUCCGGGAGGGUGGGUGAGGAUGUGCCUAGAAGUGCACCUUCCCCGAGGCUGGGGCUGCCUGCGGGGCCUCCCCUCACCAUGGAGCCCAGCUCGUCCGUGCAGCCCUGAGGGAGGAGCCCGCCCCAGACCAUCUCCGUGCUCCCUGCAGGGACAGGAGGACACGGUUCACCUGGAAUUAACGUUCUUCCUCCUCAGUCUAAGCAAGUUCAAGAUGCCUUCUCAGUGGUAAUACCUGACUUUUGUAUAGAGCACUAUAGUUUAUGAAAUGCUUUUUCUUAGACUUUCUAAAUUACGGAGGCAAGAUAACCACAUUUCAGAGAAUGUGGAAUAAAUGAGAGAAAACCCAUAAUUCUUAAUAAAGCUGCCUUUCGCACUUUGA